Messenger RNA from Caenorhabditis remanei, 1080 nucleotides. RefSeq lists its product as uncharacterized. Bases 1 to 1080 code for a protein of 359 amino acids. The transcript is spliced from 4 exons. Lineage: Eukaryota; Metazoa; Nematoda; Chromadorea; Rhabditida; Rhabditidae. The record is from RefSeq and is a predicted model, not a curated record. Gene Ontology annotation, molecular function: protein dimerization activity.
AUGGAAAUAAGUGACAGAACAGCCAAAGAAAGACAAAGGCGAGAUUACAAUAACCUUUUGAUCGAGAAAUUGAAAGUGCUUUUACGUAAUCCACAAGACGGCAAUUUGACCAUUGAACAAGUUUUAAAACGAGCUCACAAAAAGGUUACCCAACUGGAAAGAGAAUCAUCGUCAGACCCAAUACGUGCCGGUAUUUUUCAAGGCCUUUCGAAAGUGGAAUCUCUUGUUAUCUUUUUCAUUGAGUCGUUGAAAUUAGAUACAUUUAAUAGUAACGAGUGCAUUGACUUUGUCAAAAAAAUGUUCGCUAUAGAGUAUGCUGGAUACAAUGGGAGCAGAGUGGUUUCUGAAGGAUCUACUUCGAAAACCACAACUUUCGUGACAGAUAAGGAAAUGGAUAGAAAAAGUGUGAAGAAUAGUAAAGAACAGAACAGAAGAGAUAGACACGUAGAAGGUUACAAUGCGUUAGAAGAGUUCAUUCGCAAAUCUAAUAUUAGUCCAGCUGCUAAAGGGAAGCUGCAAAAAGUUGUCAUUUUAGAAGUGAUUAUAAAAUAUAUUAAAAACAAAAGUCAAGUGGAUGUUCAUGAAAGCUCGGAACGCCUGUUGCAGAAAAAUAUUGGAAUUCAAAUUGGCCAUAAGAAAGGAAUAAAUAUAGCACUUCAGGUUUUCCAGAAAAACCAACUACUUGUUGUUCACACAUUUGCUCUUGGGUUAUACUUGAACUCACUAAACCUGCAGCUAACCUCCGGACUGCCAGUAUCUCCACUUCCAGCUCCUCUUCUGCCACUAUCAAACAGUUCAACACUUAUAACACCUCCAAUCACACCACCAUCUGUUCCUCAACGCCAAUCCAGCAUUGUUCCAAUGUUACAACAGUUUCAAAGUGUAUUUCCAAUGGGACUACCGACCGGACUUCCACUAAUCCUAUCAACGCCAACUACCAUCAACUCGUUUUCACAGUCACCUACGGGAUCUUCAUUGACGUCUUCUUCGAGGGUGUUUUCUGAAGACUCAUCUAAUUGUUCAUCUCAAAAUUCUACAGUUUCCGACAACCCAAAAAGAUUUUUCCGACCAUGGUGCUAG